This is a messenger RNA of Arabidopsis thaliana (thale cress), 520 nucleotides long. RefSeq lists its product as uncharacterized. NCBI's taxonomy places the organism in Eukaryota, Viridiplantae, Streptophyta, Magnoliopsida, Brassicales, Brassicaceae. The coding region runs from base 72 to 311 and encodes 79 amino acids. The transcript has a single exon. The record is from RefSeq and is marked reviewed.
CAAGUAUCGAAAGAGAAAAGAAGAAGCUAGCGAAAGAACUCAAAGAAGUUUUUUUAAAAAAGUUAUAAGAGAUGGAGAAGAAGAAUGUGUUUCUGUUGUUUGUGAUCUUCUUAUUGGUGGGGUCAUCAUUGAUGUUUGAGAGAGUUGAUUGCAGAGCUCUACGAUCAAAGGCGUUGAGAGAUAUUAAAGGCCAUGAUCAAUCGUCGGUGAUCAUGAAGGUGAAGAACAACUCGACAAGUCAACGUCCUUUGGGGAAGAGCUUUGCUUACCGGUUAGCGUCUGGGCCGAGCAGAAGAGGGCGUGGUCACUGAUCAACAACUACCACCUUUGGUCGAUAAGUGUAAAUCGAAAGAUUUGUUUCAGCCCGUCGAAAAGAAAAGAAAAGAAAAGUAUUUUUCUUUCAGGCAAAUAACUAAUUAGUGUAUUGUUUCAUAGUUUUUAAUAUAGUCUUGAUUUGUGAGCUUUUUCUAUAUAAAUAGAAAUAUCCUUAUGGAAUGAGAGGGUUUGUAAUUAUUUACCA